This is a messenger RNA of Blepharisma stoltei, 3722 nucleotides long. The record is from the annotation of a GenBank genome assembly. Lineage: Eukaryota; Ciliophora; Heterotrichea; Heterotrichida; Blepharismidae.
AUGGAAAUUCAAGAAACACAAGAAGCUGAUAUACAAAUUAUAAGACAAGAAUACCAAGAGUAACCCCUAAUUAGAUUUCAAGAGCAAGCUAAAGAAUACGAAGAGGCCCUUGAAGCUGAAAUUACAGAAAAGCAAGAAAAGCUUGAAAAUGCCUUGAGGAAAAUCGGUGAACUUAAGUUAGUUAGUUAGUUAGUUUUAAAUGGCCAUACGUCGGCGAACCAGCGGACCACAACACCUCAGCUCGAAAGAUGGCUUCCGGUCGGGUUCUGAUGCGGCCAUACUCCCAGGCCGAACGUCAUCUUGAUUUCUGUUCUGAACCACCUGUCCAGAGGAUCAGCUCCUCAGGUCAGAGCCACUUCUUGGAGAGUACCCCGAUGGUCCCGGUAAGGGAAGACCAUGUGGUAGGCUAAACCUGUCUAGCCCAUCUGGCAGGGACAGGAAAACCUUCGGGGGAGGAAUAAAACUUCCUUUUCGGCGCGGCUUCCCCACCUCUGAAGGCCUACUUAAGACAGGGAACGAGGCCCUAUAUUUCAGCUUCAUCAGAAAUGGGUCCUACCAGCUCUAUAGGAGGUGUGCCUCGGAGUCUAAUUUCAGUCUACGUCACCAUUUUAUUUCUCGAUGAACUUAAGGAAUCUUUAAGUCAUAUAAAACAAAAGUAUGAUAAAGAUGAAAAAGAGUUAGCGUGAUAUCAAGGGGAACUGGAAAAAUUAAAAAGCACUCUAAAAAAAUGUGAAGAACAAAAACGAGCUCUAGAACAGUUAAAUGAUCAAUGGGAAAACACAGUAAGGGCAUUGGAGUUUUCAAAGCAAGAUUUAGAAGAAAAGCUCUAUCAAGCUGAGGAAAAUUCUAUAUUAUAUCAAGAAGAGCUAUCCGAAUACAAAAUACAAACAGAAAUUGAAAUUCAAAGGCUUAAAGAUCAAUGCAAUGAACUAAGUCAAGAAAUAGAAUCUUUACGAUCUCAAGCUGACAUGAAUCAAGUAAGCUCACUUGAAAAAGAAGUUUCAGAACUUCUGUUUCAAAGGGACGAGCUCCAAAAACUCCUAGAGCAAAAAGAAAAUUCUAUAUCCCUCAAUCAUUCUUCAGCUUUUACUCCGAGAAGUAUGCAGUCCAGUUUGUCCUUUCCUGAGCCGAAAAAGGCACAAAUUAAAGUGCUAGUUAGGAUUAGACCAGCACAAAAUAAGUUAAAGCCUUGCAGUUUGACAUGUUUUUCUGGGGAAAUCCAAACAAAUCCGACAGUUGAAAAACUGAAAAAUCAGCGGAAAACUUUUUCUUUUGAAAAAGUGUUUGGACAGAACGCCAGCACAAAUGAAGUGUUUCAAGAAAUUAUGCCGAGUAUUGAAAAAGUCAGUCUGGGUGGUAGGACUUGUAUAUUAGCGUAUGGACAGACUGGAUCAGGCAAGACGCACACAAUGAGCGGAUUAAUAGCAGAAUCUUUAUCGCAUCUCAGUAAAUUGCUGAAAUGCGAAGAAACCAAAGUAUCUAUACAAUGUAUUGAAAUCUAUAACGAGCAAAUAAAGAAUUUACUCAGACAAGAGCCUAACAUCAAAAAUUGGAUGGAAAAUGUAAAUAUAGCUGACAUGAAGUUUGAAGGCAAUUGGGUGCCAGAAGUGAUUAGAACAGUAAACGAAGCUUUUUCUAAACGAAUUACUAAAUCAACACAGUCAAAUGAGAACUCAUCAAGAAGUCACAUGGUUUUCACCUUAAUAAUUUCAUUCAGAAAUUACGAAGGAACAAUUCAGUUUGUCGAUCUUGCAGGAAGUGAAAGGCUUAAUAAAAGUCAAACUAAAGGAGACACAUUAAAAGAAACAGUCCAAAUAAAUAAAUCUCUCUCUGCAUUAGUUGAUGUAAUUGGUGCAUUAGAAAGCAAGCAGUCACACAUUCCUUAUCGAAACUCUAUGCUAACAAAAGUUCUAAAGCCAACCCUAGGAGAAACUGAAACUGACGUGAAUGCUAUUAUGAAUUGUAGCCCAGAAAUAGAAAAUUACAAUGAGGCAAUCUGUACACUUGAGCUUGGCUCUCGAUUAAAGUCUGUUGAUCUUGAUUGGGUAGUUAAAAGAAAUAAAACAAGCCAAGAGCUCGAAAAAACUUUAAAAUUACUUGGAAAAGAAAGAGAUGAGAAAGCUAUGCUUGUGGGGAAAUUAGAAAAAAUGGGGAAAGAGAUUGAUGAAUUGGAGAAAGGAAUUAAAGAAAGGGACACCAAAUUGAGUACUUUGAUGAAUAAAAUUAAAGUAAAGGACAAAUCAAGUAUUGAAGAGGUUGAGAAUUUAAGAAAAGAACUGAUAAAUCUUAAGAAAUCUCAGGAUUUGAAUAUUUCAAAAGCAAAAGCAGGAGCUAUAAAAACAGAAACAGAAGUAAAAAAAAAGAAGCAAGAAAGCAUUAUAACGAAGCAUAAAGCUCAGUCUAGCAAAACUGAACUCGAGGUCUCAAAGAUGCAACUUGAAAUUGUAAAUAAAACUUCAACAGAUUUUAAUAGAAAGAAACUUUUAGAGCCAAAAAAUAAACCAUCAAUAUCCAGCAAAACAGAGAUAGAAAAAGAAUUUAAGAGAGCAGUAGAAAUCAAAAGCAAAAAAGCAGAGCUAGAAGAAUUCAAAAAGCCAGUUGAAAAUAAAAAUCGAACACUAGUAGCAAAAAAAGAAGAUAGCCAGGUUUUCAAGAAACCGCUCGAAACAAAAACAAAAAUUCAUAUAAUCAAAAAAGUUAAAGAAGACUCAAGCAAACCCCUAGAAUUCAAAACAAAAAUACAAGUUACUAAAAAAGGAGAAAAUGGAGAGCUCAACAAAAUUAUAGAAAAUAAUUCCAAAAUGCAUUCUAAUAAAAAUGAAGAAAGUGGAAGAUUAAAUUUAAAAGUUGAGAUAGCAGAAAUUGUAAAUAAAAUAGAUAAGAGAGAAAUCAAGGAGCAAGCUGAAAUUGAAACGCCAAAGUAUAGGGUUGUUAAUAAAAUUGCUAACUCCCCCCCCCCCCUCCGUGAGCGAACAAAACCAUUAGAAAAAUCGCCAUUUUUUGACCAAAAACCCACCCUCCGUGAGUGAACAAAAAUUUUUUUAAUAGAAAAAAUUUUAAUGGAAAAAAAUUUUGAUAUAUAAGUGAUAAUUAGUAUAAUGAAAUCUAGAGCUAAUUCUGUUUAAUUUUAAACAAAUUGCGUUUUAAAACAUAAAUUUUGCAAAUUAAAUUAAUAUUUGCUUCCCAAUUUUUGCAAAUUAGGAUUUUUUUAAAUUUCGAAAAAAAUAUUUUUUAUAAAAUUUAUAUAUAAAUUUUUUUUUAAAAAAAAAAAAAUAACCCCCCCGUGAGCGAACAAAAUUUUUUUGUUCGCUCACGGAGGGGGGGGGGGGAGUAAAGAAGAAGUGAAGAAGAUACGGGAGGCAAAUAAAUCUAGAGGGAAAAUGGUUACAAAAUUAGGAAAAGAAAAUCUAGUGAAGGAACAUUUAGACAAUAAUCAAGUUGUAGAAAUAAAAGCAAAACAAGAGUUUGAGAUUCAGCCUAAAUUCAUAAUAAAGCAUGAAUCAAAUGCGAAAAAGCUAAACUCAUCUAUUUUAGAAAGCAGCUCUGAGUUUAAAAACCCUGCUUCAGAGUCACAAACUCAAACUGAAUGCAAAAAUUCUGAGUUUCAAGCUCUUCUUGAAUUUAAAAAGCCAACUUCUGAGUCGCAAGCUCCAUUUUUAAUUCAGCCUAAAGGUCGUUCAAAAAUUCCAGCACCCAAAGGUAAAAUUUUGAAUAAUAAUUAA